Messenger RNA from Dovyalis caffra, 1560 nucleotides. Lineage: Eukaryota; Viridiplantae; Streptophyta; Magnoliopsida; Malpighiales; Salicaceae. The record is from the annotation of a GenBank genome assembly.
AUGCGGAUUCUCCCCGUUUUUAGAGGAGCACUUCUGUGCUUCUACGUGUCCUUACUCUUCGCUGCAACCUUCUGCUAUGCUGAUGACAAGAAAGUUGAGGUAGUUGGGAUAGGAGAAUGUGCAGAUUGUGCACAGAGUAACAUCAAGACUGUUCAUGCCUUUUCAGGUAACCGUGUUAUUUUGGCACAUGUUAAGAGGUACAGGCAUUUAAUUUCUGGCAUACAUCAGCGGCUUAAAGUGACAAUUGAUUGCAAGCCUGAAAAUGGAGAGUUUAAAACAAGAGGGGCUGGUGAGCUUGACGAAGAAGGGAAGUUCAAAGUGUCUCUUCCAAAUGAUGUUGCGAAGGAUGGAAAAUUAAAGGAAGAAUGCUAUGCACAACUUCACAGUGCAUCAGCUGCACCAUGCCCAACCAUCGAUGGCCUAGAGUCCUCCAAGAUUGUCUUCAAGUCGAAAUCUGAUGAGAAACAUACAUUUGGGCUGGCAGGGAAACUGAAAUUUUCACCUGUGACUUGCACUUCAGCGUUCUUGUGGCCUCACCCACUGCAUAAAUUGCCUCCGUUGCCUAAAUGGAAACUUCCACCAUUGAAAAGCUUUCACCAUCCGUACCUAUUCCCACCUAAGGUCAUUCCUCCACUCCCUACGAAGGUUUUCCCUCCUCUCCCACCAAAGGUCUUCCCUCCAAAGCCUUUCCUCCCACCAGUUCCAGUCUACAAGAAGCCACUUCCACCUCCCGUUCCAAUCUACAAGCCUCCUCUAAUCCCAAAGGUCCUGCCACCUCCUGUUCCAAUCUACAAGCCGAAGCCAAAACCACCAGUUUUCAAGCCUCCUCCCGUUCCAAUCUACAAGCCAGAGCCAAAACCACCACUUUUCAAGCCCCCUCCCGUUCCAAUCUACAAACCAAAGCCAAAGCCACCAGUUUUCAAGCCCCCUCCCGUUCCACUCUACAAACCAAAGCCAAAGCCACCUCCAGUGCCCAUCUAUAAGCCAAAGCCAAAACCACCAGUUUUCAAGCCUCCUCCCGUUCCAAUCUACAAGCCGAAGCCAAAACCACCAGUUUACAAGCCUCCUCCCGUUCCAAUCUACAAGCCAAAGCCAAAGCCACCAGUCUUCGAGCCACCUCCAGUGCCCAUCUACGUGCCAAAACCAAAACCACCAAUCGUCAAGCCUCUCCCACCCCCUGUUCCAAUCUACAAGCCUCUACCACCUCCAGUUCCGAUCUACAAGCCUCUCCCACCUCCCGUUCCGAUCUACAAGCCUCUACCACCUCCCGUUCCGAUCUACAAGCCUCUCCCACCUCCCGUUCCGAUCUACAAGCCUCUACCACCUCCCGUUCCGAUCUACAAGCCUCUCCCACCUCCCGUUCCGAUCUAUAAGCCUCUCCCUCCAAUCCCAAAGAUCCCUCCAUUUUAUAAGAAGCCAUACCCUCAUCUUCCUAAGCUUUCUCCUCACCCCAAGAUUCCUCCAAAGUACCUCCACCACCCCAAGAUUCCUCCAAAGUACUUUCACCACCCCAAGUUCGGAAAUUGGCCUCCCUUGCCACCAUAUUCUCCCAUUCAUUAG